AUGUGCAAGGUUGGUGAGCUUGUGCUCACCGUCUCGGUGUUCAUUCUCAUAGACACAGAGUGGUCGUCUACCUCUCUUCCUGUAAUAUUCGUCUCCGCACACUUUAGAAGAGAUCAGCCACGUUGUACCCGAACCCAUGCAAUCACCGCCCCUACCAGAAAUAUGAUAGUGAUCGACGAAUUCUCUGCUGCGGCGGUGAGAAUUAUGCUGCUUUUUAUUUAUACGGGUUCAAUUUCUCUGCAGGACUUAGACUUGAAGGAGGCUUCUGACGUGUUAGAAUUGUCAGAAAAGUACAAUAUUCCCGCUCUUAAGACAAUGUGUGAGAAAAACCUUAUUCCGAGAGUUUGUUCUGCAAAUCUUAUUGACUGUUUGGAGUUGGCUGAUUUCCAUCAAGCGAACUAUUUGUACAAGCACUGCCUUGAUUUUAUUAAAGCCAAUAAAUGUGUUGUAUUGGAUACGGAAGCAUGGUCCGCGUUAGUGGAUCGCAAUCCGAGAUUUUGCAGCUCGAUAAUGGACCGUGUGAUUCGUUCAGAUCACAAGAACUCUCCACCUAUGAAGAGAAGCCGAUUACAGCAGUAA
This is a messenger RNA of Angiostrongylus costaricensis, 579 nucleotides long. The record is from the annotation of a GenBank genome assembly. NCBI's taxonomy places the organism in Eukaryota, Metazoa, Nematoda, Chromadorea, Rhabditida, Metastrongylidae.